Messenger RNA from Cutaneotrichosporon oleaginosum, 1255 nucleotides. RefSeq lists its product as uncharacterized. Gene Ontology annotation, cellular component: MIS12/MIND type complex; kinetochore. The record is from RefSeq and is a predicted model, not a curated record. NCBI's taxonomy places the organism in Eukaryota, Fungi, Basidiomycota, Tremellomycetes, Trichosporonales, Trichosporonaceae. Gene Ontology annotation, biological process: mitotic sister chromatid segregation.
ACGCAGUGUGAGACCUCUCUGUUACGUAACCAGCGAGGAUUGAGGACUUUGUUACCCCUUAUAACCCCCUAUCGCCUCACCGUACAAUCGUAUCGUCGUCGUCAUUCCCUCCGAAAUCCGCCCUGCAAGGCAGUGCAACUCCCUCGCGACCUCCACCCUUUCCCAAACCUCCACCAAACAUCGUGGGAAGGCCUUCUCCGCAUUUGCUUCCGGCAACAACAAACCGCAAUUCAACAACAUUCAACUCGACCACCACGCCACCACCUUGCCACCUCCAUCCUCACACAUGCAAGAACAAGACCAAGUCCCACGCAUUACCGUAGAACGUCAAGUUGAAUGGCUGCGAGUACAGGAGAAUGCCAAUGCCGCGCUUUCUCAAUCCCUCGAGGACCGCCUGAGCACCCUUCCCCCAAUCGAGGCGCGCCGACUGCGACCCAAGCUCGAGGCGGAGCUUAACGCAAUCCGAGAUCGCAUGUGGGAGAUGGCCAAGCCAAAUUUGCGGGUAAACGGCUUCAACUACGAGGAAUACGUGGAAACUACGGAGCCGUUCGAUGAGGCGCUCGAUCGUACUCUCUGGUCGCUCAACUCAGAGCGUGUUAACUGGGUCGGAAAGGUCAACAACAAGCGGCGAACGAUCCCAGAUCAAACAGCUGGCGUGCUCGAGGAUAUGGAGGUGCGACGCGACGGGCUAACAUGGGCACCCAGCAAGGAGCAGGAGGCCGAGCUUAAACAAGCACUCGAAGACGCGCAGAAGGAGGUGCGCACGGAGGAUUACCCGCCACCACCACGGUACGGCGAGGUGGUAGACACGUUCCAUAAGGUCAUCGAGAAUCUGUCUGAGCUGGUGGAAACGGCACCGAAGCAGUUGGAGCGUGCUGAGCGAGUGCAUCAGGUGCGCGACGAGAUUUCACGGCUACCAGUCUAGAGUUAUAGUUCCGGGGGGGGGCAAGUCUAGGGCGCAAGUGUAUCAUGGUAGCGAUGUACAACUAGUCAUCCAGGCUCUUAGGUCGCGGGACAACUAGAACUCGUCGCGCUUGACUCGCUGCUUGGGCUCAAGCACGUUGGCGCCGGUGAUGCCGUCCCUCUCACGCAAACUGCGGAGAACGUGUUCACCGUCCCGCUUCCACUCGUUCGACUCAGCCGCGCCGACGACUUCAAACACGUGCUCGCCCUCAAGCUCGCCAACCGGACCGCGGUACUCGAGCUUGACCGGCGAGUCUGAGAGGCGCUCGGACAGUUCUGCGGGGGCGAUGUG